ACUAGGAAACCCAAAGCAAACCUUAUUUAUGUUUCACCACAUUAACAUUCACAACCCACCACAUUAACAUUCCAACAUGACGAGAAGAGACAAACCUCCUCCGCCUCCUCAGCCUUCUAGCUCCCGAAAGCGCAGCGAAAGAAGAGCUGGUAGAAGAAGACAUGUUGUUGCUGGUGACGCCGACAACUCUGAACAACUGCCUCGGCCGUCGGCACCGAAGACAAUUUACAGUUACUUAGAAGGGCUGUACGAGAGAAGAGGAUCCGACCGGGAGGAGGCACUCGCUUCAAUAAUUGGGGUGUUAAAUAGCAGAUUAGAACAUGACUUCCUAGAAAAGAAUUUCGCAAGUUUUCUAUACAGGGGCUUGAAUUCCUUCAAAAAGGGUUCCUCCAAGGAGAAGCAGCUAUCACUUCAUCUCGUAGGGUUGCUUGCCAUGAUCAUUGGCUAUGAGGAUAAAGUGUCUGAAGUGUACAGGGAGUUGCUUCCGGUACUUUCUAAAGCUCCGAAAUCUGGAACCACGGCAGUGAAGGUAUUAGAUUGUUUGGGCAUUGUGGCUUUUUUUGGUGCAACCAACUCAGAGGAUAUUCAAAAUGCAAUGCAAAUUAUAUGGAAGUUCAUUCAUGCUGAUCAAUCUGAUGCAAAUGAAGAAAAGCAUUCGGCGGCGGUCCUAGUUGCUGCAAUAAAUGCUUGGUUGUUUCUACUUACGAGCGUGGAAGGGUGGAGACUCAGACACAACAACUGGAAUGGAGCCGUUGAUUACUUCUCAACCCUGUUGUUAAAGCAUGAUGAUAAAUUAGUCCGUGUGGCUGCUAGUGAAGCACUAGCUUUGAUUUUCGAAACCGGUAGUUUGGAAAAGUUCUGGGGAGAAGGAAGGGAACGUAGCUAUUCACAUACGCAACAAUUACUGAGGGAUAGUAUGGUUGCAAACGACGUCCGCCAAGUUGUGAAAUAUUUUGAGAAUUUUCAAUGCCCGGGAACAUCAUUAACAGUCAAUGGAAAUGAUCUAAAGCUGUCAUCAUGGUAUCAGAAUAUCCAGUUACAGUUUUUGAAGGGUUUUUUGGCUGAAGGGUUCGAACUACAAGUGAAGGAAAAUGAAAAACUACAGAAUCUGUUCGAGUUCAAUCCACAUCGAAUUAUAAAUUCAGGUCGAGAAUUGUAUGUGUCCACCACUGAUAAAAUCAGUGUCUCUUUCUUUUUACCCGAAGAAAGAGACCCUGAAAAAUUAACAAAGGAAGAUCGAAAGAAACAAAAGAUUUGGAGAAACUCUGUUCUAAAGAAGGCACAGACACAAUUAAUGAGCAAACAUCGCCGUUUGUCUAAAGAAAUGAACCGCUCCGACUAUGAUUGACACUGAGAGUGAAUGCUAACACAUCUUAUUUUCAUUUUUUUUAUAGUUAAAAACUGUGACUUUAUAUAUUCAUUUUAUUAAUUAAUAAAGAUUACAACCAACGGGGUCUAGUCCAAUGUAAAAGAGUUUUGAUUUGAAAACUAGAGAUCUCAUGUUUGAAUUCCCACGGUAUUAUAGUUGUAUGUAUGAGAAAUCUCUCUCCUUCCCACGUUUAGACUAUCGCUUCUAUUAUAAAAAAUAAAAAAUUAAUAGAGAUGACAC
This is a messenger RNA of Prunus avium (sweet cherry), 1609 nucleotides long. RefSeq lists its product as uncharacterized. The record is from RefSeq and is a predicted model, not a curated record. NCBI's taxonomy places the organism in Eukaryota, Viridiplantae, Streptophyta, Magnoliopsida, Rosales, Rosaceae.